UGUUUUCCUCUUUGGUCUGCAGUUUUUUCUUUUGCCUCUAGAGUUCACACCAUUGUGAACUUAACUGCACAAUAGUGCACCAAAUCUCAUCACUUUCAAGGGGUUGUUUUUCAGAAGACACAGACAGUGCUGAUCCACUGGACGACAGCUUUCUCAGCAUACUGCACCAACCUCAGUGAAAACCUCAGCGAAGCAUGAACGAAGAGAGAAACAUGAAGAUAUUCUGUCUGCUUUUGGCAGCUAUUUGCAGCCCUGUGCUUAGUGAAUCAUGGAAGGCCACUAUUGUGAAAAAUCUUGACGCCUUGGUUUCAUCGUGUGUUGUGGUGCCCUGUUCAUUCAGCCAUCCCAAAGAAAAGCUGCCCACCUCCAGACUCAGAGGGAUCUGGCAUCGUUCAAACAAAAGAGAUGAAAUAAUCUACUAUGAGGAUAAGACAAGAGUCUUGGAAAACUUUAGGGGCCGCACACAGAUGUUGGGAGAUUUGGGUCAGAACAACUGCACCUUAGAAAUAGUUGAAAUUAAAAAUCAUGAUAAUGGCCCUUUCUGUUUCCGGAUUGAACUAGCACGAACAGAGACUGACACAGAGACCAAAGACAAGUUCUCCUUUGUUGAGGAUUGUGUCGAGUUGAAUAUGCUCCCUGGACCACCAAAGCCUAAACUGGUUCAUUCAGAGACAGCUACUGAGGGACAUUCGUACAUUGUCACCUGUUCAGUCAUCCACACCUGUCCUUCUCAUCCACCUACACUCACAUGGAGUAGGAGCACCAGAGAUGGGCUCAUUGAGGAUCACAGAGAAAUUCAUUCUGGCUUCUGGGAGAAACAGUCCAUCCUGACGUUCAUUCCUGAGGUGAAGGAUGAUCACAGUGAAAUCACCUGCACAGCUGAGUUUCAUAAACAGCAGACAUCCUCUGCAACAAUGAAAGUCUAUGUCAAACGAUCAGAAAACUAUAACCACAUCAUCAUUCCCGCUGUGGUGGGGGUUGCUACUGCUGUGAUCUUUGGAGUCUUCUGCAUUUUCAUGGUGAAAAAAUACAAGAAACGUAUUACGGAGCUCCAAAGUCAGGAUGGCAGCAUGUGGAACCGACUAUCCAGGCUGUCUCGCAGGAUUCAUUCUAGUGGCCCAGGACCAUCUCGUUCUGAUCAAAGACGGUCUAUUUGGAGCAGAUUUUCAAGAAGGCCAAGGGGGGACAGGGUGGAUUUUGGUCAUACGCCCAAUAAUGUGAUGUCACAAUCCUGUGCUGACCAGAAGGUCUCCAAGCCUCGUUUCCCAUCCCCCAAAAGCCAACCAAAAUCCUGCAACUACAAAGAGGACCUUGAUGACGGUGAUGAUUACAUGAACACUGCGGACCUCAACGUCUAUGGAAAUAUCUGAAAGAGGAAAACUGAUUUUCAGGGAUAGAGUUUGUUGUCAGAGCAAGCAACAAAUCAAAUAACGAUAAUUUGUAUUAAGUGCACCUGAUGAUUUCAAGCAUUGAUUUGAAUGUAGUCUUGUGAUGUAUGACCAUUGUGGUAAUCUGUUCUAUCAAGCAAAAAUACUUAAUAUAAUUUGAUCAUAUUAUCUAGGAGAUUGUAAAAUGGAUUUUAAUAUAUAAUAUUAUUCUUAUCAAUUUUUUGAAUGUCAUUAUGUCUGCAUAGCUGUAAAUAUGCACCUUUGUUCUGUUAGGUUCUUUCUUGUUUAGACACAGUGUAACUAUUGCUAGUCCUGAAACAUGCCAUAGUGAGAUAAGUGAAUAUGUCAAAUAAGUGGGGAAAAAAAAUGAAAAAGUGGGGGUGGAGUGGGGGAGUGGGGUGCCACUCUCAUAUUUGUCUGUUUACCAUAAGGACUGGAAACAGGGCAGCUAACUAUCUGCUAAUUCUACUUCCAUAUUUGCCAGUAUGACAGUGGUAUCAGUCUUUCCAUCUAACUCUGCAAACGCUGAAUACAUGUAUUUCCUAAAAUGUCAGACAUUUUCCUUUGAGAAUUUAGAUACAUAUGCACAUACUGAGACACACACUCAUACACAAUCAGUAGCAAAACUGAGUAAAUAGAAAUCUGGACCACAUAUUUUUGGUCAUUUGUACUCACAAAACGAUAAUUAUAUGGCUUUAAGUGAGAAAGUAAAACAAAUAUAUGAUUUGUGAA
Lates calcarifer (barramundi perch) is the source of this 2120-nucleotide messenger RNA. RefSeq names its product sialic acid-binding Ig-like lectin 14. The coding region runs from base 195 to 1370 and encodes 391 amino acids. The transcript has 13 exons. NCBI's taxonomy places the organism in Eukaryota, Metazoa, Chordata, Actinopteri, Centropomidae. The record is from RefSeq and is a predicted model, not a curated record.